AUGAUGCGCGGAAAAACUAUUAUAGUGACAGGAGCUAACAGCGGUAUUGGAAAAGCAACGACCGUAGAGCUUCUGAAGCAGCAGGGCCGUGUUAUUAUGGCUUGUCGGGACCGACAACGAGCAGAGGAGGCAGCCCAAGACAUACGGCUGAAAGCCGGACCCGAUCAAGGGGAGCUUGUGAUCAAACUCUUAGACCUCGCGUCCCUCAAAUCUGUGCAUAGUUUUUGUGAAGAGAUCAUUAAGGAGGAGCCCAGGCUUGAUGUUCUCAUCAAUAAUGCAGGGGUUUAUCAGUGCCCUUAUACCAAGACUGAGGAUGGCUUUGAGAUGCAGUUUGGAGUUAACCACCUGGGGCACUUCCUGCUCACGCAUCUCCUGCUCGACCUGCUGAAACGUUCGGCCCCUAGCCGCAUUGUAGUAGUGUCAUCCAAACUCUACAAGUAUGGUGAGAUCAACUUUGAUGACCUGAACAGCGAGCAGAGCUACAGUAAGGCGUUUGCCUAUAGCCGUAGCAAGCUGGCUAACCUGCUUUUUACCCUCGAGUUGGCUCAAAGGCUGGAGGACACAGGAGUGACGGUUAAUGCUCUUACCCCGGGUAUUGUGAGGACUAACCUGGGCAGGCACAUUCAUAUCCCACUCCUUGUUAAGCCCAUUUUUAACCUAGCCUCCUUGGCAUUCUUUAAGACACCUGAGGAAGGAGCACAGACGUCCGUGUACCUGGCCUGCUCACCAGAAGUGGAAGGCAUUCAGGGGAAAUGCUUCGCCAACUGCCAGGAGGAGGAGCUACUGCCAAAAGCCACCAAUGAAGAAGUCGCGAAGAAGCUCUGGGACAUCAGUGAGGUUAUGGUCGGCAUCACUGUCUGA
Chanos chanos (milkfish) is the source of this 861-nucleotide messenger RNA. RefSeq names its product retinol dehydrogenase 14a (gene rdh14a). NCBI's taxonomy places the organism in Eukaryota, Metazoa, Chordata, Actinopteri, Gonorynchiformes, Chanidae. Bases 1 to 861 code for a protein of 286 amino acids. The record is from RefSeq and is a predicted model, not a curated record. The transcript has 2 exons.